This is a messenger RNA of Entamoeba invadens IP1, 1323 nucleotides long. RefSeq lists its product as hypothetical. The record is from RefSeq and is a predicted model, not a curated record. Bases 1 to 1323 code for a protein of 440 amino acids. The transcript is spliced from 2 exons. NCBI's taxonomy places the organism in Eukaryota, Evosea, Mastigamoebida, Endamoebidae.
AUGCAGAGCCGUUGCAAUACUCUUAGCACACUGCUAGAGAAAGCUACAAACGACUUUAACACAUCCCCUAACUAUAUUCUCUUCUCAAAACUUGCUCACUUUGCUCGAGGCAAUUUGGUUACACGGCAACAUUUGGCUCAACUCAUCUCUACCAAGCUUAAAGCUCAUCUGUAUCGCUUUGUGUCCUCUCUCGAAGUCUUUUACACACUUUGUCUUGUCGAAUAUUUGGUGGUCAACGUCAACCAUUUUGAGGCACACGUCAUCGACCCAUCUUUUGUCUGCUCGAUCGAAAAGAUUGCGCAGCUCGACAAACUUGUUGGGUUCUUUAAGCAAAAGGCCACAAUGGUUCAACUCAAAGCAAUGAAUUUCAUUCAACUGAUGCAGAUGUACCCAACUAACGACAGCUACUCAAGGCUCUUUGAAACAUACACUAAGAUGGGUGUUGUCUUUCCACAACUCCAAAUACCAGCAUACCCCGAGAUCACUUACAAGAGCGAAAGUCUAAGGAAUUCUAUUACCAUGUCUCCUUUACAAGACACUCCAUUCGUUUUGGACGACAACUCACCUCUCCUUCUCCCUUCAAUGGCUCUCUUACCAAAACCCCCUCUACUGAGGAACAAAAAUUUGGACUUUUCUAAACUUCCAGAAAGUACUCAGAAGGUACUCGAGAAAAUCUCCGAGUUCAGAGAAAUUUCGAAAGAGCCACUCAAGAAAAGCAACUUGGUCAGAAACGGGGUACUACAGUUGGGAAGACAACUUAAAAGCACUGAGGCGUUUUUCAACACGGCUUUUUCCUUACAAAAUGAAUUCAAAAAAGAGACUUUAUGUCUUGUAUGGGAAGAUGAGGAAGAAGAAACUAGUGUCGCAAUUAAAGAGGAAGGCCGCAAGAUUGGACAUAUCGUUGGAGUGUUAAGGAACGAGGUCACACAUAUGAAGCGCGUUUGCGACGAAAUCGAGAACUUUGGUUCAGUGAAAUUAAUCGACGAGGCAUCGAGGGGAGUCGACUCACUGUUAAUUGACGAGAAGAAUCCAAGCGAAGGGAAAGACACUGAGAGAAUAGCAGAGUUAAUAGGUGGGAUAAAAGCCACAAAUUUGAGUCGCGAUAACAGUGCGACAGACAGUUUCACAGAAACAGCGACGGAGAGCAUUUCAAAGUCGACAACACCGUCGAGCUCUAAAAUGUCUUUCAAAAACAAAAUUGACAAAGGCGAAGACGUCGAAAUCAAAACGUUCAAAAAAAACUUAUCGUUCAAAGGAGGGUUUGGGUUACUUAAGUACGGCCCGAGCGUGGACACAAGUCGUUUGUAUAAUGCUUAUCUCUAA